AUGCCAUCCGCUGCAUCGAUGUCCCUUUUACGCUUCAGGCGGCCUACAAGGACCCAAGGGGCAGCAGAUGCUAUUCCAAUCCUCGUUGACGAAGAGUAUCAUCUUUUCCACCUAACCACUCCGCCUGGCACCGUUCACCAUCCGGAAAGACUUCGUUCAUACUGGUCGCAUCUUCGUUCGCGUGACCUUAUCGCAUGGGAAAGAGACCGCCUUCCUGCGAUCGUUCCGGGGGAAAAGCCAAGUGAUCAUGAUGCCGACGGCGCUUGGACCGGUUCCGCUGUGUUAGGUCCAGAUGGGACUAUGCACAUCUUCUACACGGGAUACAACCUUUCUUUGGACGGAAAGCAAGUCAUUGUUCAUGCGGUUGCGUCGGACCUUGAGGCGUCAUCCUUCGUCAAAUCCCCGACGGCCAUAUCGAUAACCCCAAAGACGGUUGGAAAUCUUGCUUGUUUUGAGGACAUUGAUUUCCGUGACCCAUAUGUUCUUUUCAACGACAAAGAACGGGAAUAUUGGAUGCUCGUGGCGACCAGACUGUCCACAGGCCCGUACUGGACGCGCGGGUGUCUGGCCUUGUUGACAUCCACGGAUCUGAUGCAGUGGAAUUUGGAGGCUGAACCAUUCUUCGCUCCCAAUGACAUGUUCUGUCCGGAGUGCCCGGAGCUGUUUACACUGCCGAAUGGCAAGUGGUAUCUUGUGUACUCCAGAUUUUCUUCCCCGGACGCGGGAACAGUCUAUCGCGUAGGGGACUCUCCACGGGGUCCAUUUCGCAAGCCUACGGAUGGAUCGAGCGGUCGAUGGGACGGCAGGAGAUGGUACGCAGCAAAGUCCUGUCCGAAGGCUGGCGAUCCGUCCAAACGCAUCUACUUUGGCUGGAUUGCUGAUCGCUGUUCCAGCGAUAACAAGUGGAUGUGGGGUGGCGACAUGGCCUUCCCCCGGCAGGUUUUUGCAGACUCAGACGGGUCUCUCCGGAUGGAGCCACUAUCGGAAGGGCUGGAGGAUAUUUUUGGCAGCAAUCCACCGCAUAAUGUUGCAUCGCUUCAUCUGGUGUCUGAGGGAAGAGUUAAGACGCAGUUCCUCGCCUCUGAUGCCUUGGCCAUAGAAUCAAGCGCCCCGGAAGCUUAUCGCUUGUCUUUCAAAGUGUUGUCAGCGAAGCAUACGGCAUCUUUCGGUGUUUUGUUGAACACUGAUUUGGACCUUUCUGGCUAUUGGCUGCGCUUCAGUCCCAGCGCGAUCGAGUCCGCGAAGUUGACCUUCACCGUAUCGCUUUCGCACUGCCCGCCCGCGCUCGACGACUUUUGGGCUGACCAGUAUAAACUGUACCUCCCUCGCGAAGCAGACGGGCCAGAACUGGUUAGGCAUGACAAUGUAGCCAUCUGUGAAGACGACUUGGUUCAAGUUCUCGUUACUGGGGAAACGGUUGAGAUCUUCGUUGGAGGGAGAGUGCUGAGCUAUCGCCUGCAAACAAGGGACCCAAACACGCGACUCGGAAUGUUCGUGGAUGAUGGAGAGACCACUUUUCAGGACAUCACUCUAGCCGUCGCAUGA
This is a messenger RNA of Aspergillus terreus NIH2624, 1545 nucleotides long. RefSeq lists its product as uncharacterized. Bases 1 to 1545 code for a protein of 514 amino acids. NCBI's taxonomy places the organism in Eukaryota, Fungi, Ascomycota, Eurotiomycetes, Eurotiales, Aspergillaceae. The transcript has a single exon. Gene Ontology annotation, molecular function: hydrolase activity, hydrolyzing O-glycosyl compounds. Gene Ontology annotation, biological process: carbohydrate metabolic process. The record is from RefSeq and is a predicted model, not a curated record.